Molecule: messenger RNA, 1223 nt
Organism: Humulus lupulus (European hop)
Lineage: Eukaryota; Viridiplantae; Streptophyta; Magnoliopsida; Rosales; Cannabaceae
Product: wall-associated receptor kinase-like 1
Exons: 1
Coding region: 77-1027 (316 amino acids)
Biological process (GO): cell surface receptor signaling pathway; protein phosphorylation
Cellular component (GO): plasma membrane
Molecular function (GO): ATP binding; protein serine/threonine kinase activity
Source: RefSeq, a predicted model, not a curated record
GUUGGAGAAGGCAACUAAUAAUUUCAAUAUAGACAGAGUUCUUGGGCAAGGAGGCCAAGGCACUGUGUACAAAGGAAUGUUGGAAGAUGGAAAGAUUGUUGCUGUAAAGAAGUCUAAAAUAAUUGAUGAAGCCAAACUCUCUGAAUUCAUCAAUGAAGUUGUCAUUCUUACACAAAUCAAUCAUAGAAAUGUUGUCAGGCUAUUGGGAUGUUGUCUGGAGACAGAUGUUCCACUUCUAGUUUAUGAAUUCAUCCCAAACGGAACACUUUCUGAGUAUAUUCAUGACAAAAAUGCAGAGUUUCCUUUCACAUGGAACAUGAGAUUACGAAUUGCAACUGAAGUUGCAGGAGCUCUUUCAUACUUACACUCAGCAGCUUCUUUUCCAAUUUAUCAUCGAGAUGUCAAGUCUACGAACAUACUCCUUGAUGAAAAAUUGAGAGCAAAAGUAGCAGACUUUGGUACAUCAAGAACUAUCUCCUUAGAGCAAACUCACCUGACCACUUUAGUUUAUGGCACAUUUGGCUAUCUAGAUCCAGAAUACUUUCAGUCUAGCCAAUUCACAGAUAAGAGUGAUGUUUAUAGUUUUGGAGUGGUUCUUGUCGAGCUCUUGACCGGACAAAAAGCAAUAUCUGCAACAAGGUCAGAGGAGGAAGGAAGAAGUUUGGCAACAUAUUUCAUGAUGACGAUGGAGGAAAAGAGCAGUAGUUUGUUCGACAUUCUUGAUGGUCAAGUUCUCAAAGAUGCGCCAAAAGAAGAGAUCUUAAUUGUUGUUGAUCUUGCAAAGAGAUGCUUACAUUUGAAUGGAAGGAAUCGACCUACCAUGAAAGAAGUAGCAAAGGAGCUAGAGAGGAUUCAAGGCAUUGAUAAUAAAGAUUCCAAUGGUAUUCAACAUAAUUAUGAAGAUUUAGCAUAUGCACAACCUGAAAUUGCAGACUACUCUUGGAAUGUUUCCACAUCGUCAACAGGGUUAGCUUUUGAUAGUGCUGCUACUAGCUUCUCGUUGCAUCAAGAAUUACCAUUGUUGUAAGGGUGAACAAAUAGUAAUAUCCUUUUUGUACGUAGAACUCUUCACUUAUUUUUUUCUAUCUCGAAUUUAGAGAUCAAUUAUAUAUUGUGGUUUACUUUAUUGGUUAAUAUUGUUAACUUUGGUUUCAUCUGAUUGUAUAAGCAUUCAAUGCUUGGUACUUUUACUAUGUAAUAUAAUAUAGUAGUAUUCGUGUUUU